AUUCGGUUUCUAUCGCAUCACGCUUCAAUUUUUUUUAAAACGCCAGUUUGUAGCAGUAAAUUAUGAACUCAGAAAUGAAAAUAAGUGCCUACGUGGAACCUUCGUGUUCUGUCUGUCUUUUUACAAGUUGAAAUAUUUGAUUCAACCUUACCCUCGAGUCUCACCGCCAUGAGAUAUUUAUCCGUAAAGAUGUUAAUCAUGAUCUUAGUUUUAACCACUGGUUGCAUACUGUCAAGUAAUGCUAACCGUUCCCCGUCGCCUGGAAUGUCUGUGUCACCAAAUAACAUAGGAAGAACGGAGCUUCCUUCUGAUUACGAUACUUGGUGGAGUAUUCAAGAAGGGAAGAAAAUUUAUGUUGAUAAAACCAAAUUCCUGUCCCUGCAUCAAUUUCAAUCUGGUCUUAAUUUCCUACGCAGACCACCUGGAUUUGGUACGAGUAUGUUUUUGCAAAUGAUAGCCAGCUUUUACAAAGGUGAAAAGCACUACUUCAAUGGUACAAGCGUUCAUCAAUACGGUAACACGCGUUCGAAAAAUGGUUCGUGGAUCCGAUAUCCAGUAAUCCACAUAAACUUCGAUUCCAUUCCCAUCCAGUAUAGUAAAAAUUUAACCCUACGUGAAAUUAUGCGUGAUAUAUAUAAUCGAACAGAUUUAAUGCUGAGGAAUAUAGCUACAAUAACUUAUGAAAUAGAUAUCCCCAAAUGGUUCGAGACUGACACCAUUACAUUAAGUGAUCUGAUUUCUCUUCUACAUGGUAAAUUUCACCUCCCUGUUGUCAUCUUGAUCGACAAAUACGAUAGUAUAAUCAAAAAAGUUAGGUCAAAUUUGGACAGAAAUUUCACAGAAUGUUUCCAGGCAGAUUUGGAACAGUUCUACUCGCAAAUCAAAGCCGCUCACAGUACGUACGAGGUCAAAUUGGCAUUGGUGACUGGUGUACAUCCGUUUGAUAUCAAUACAUCGGAACUAGGUGCAAAUAAUAUCGUAGAUAUAUCGUGGGAUUCUGAAUUCGCAACGUGUAUUGGCUUCACAAAAGAUGAAAUAGAGACCACGUUUAAAUCGGAAAUAUCUGACUUCGCGGCUCAUCUGAAAACUACACCGGAUGAUAUUACGAAUCAAUUGAAAUACUGGUAUGGCGGAUACAGUUUCUCUGAAAAGGAUACACUAAAUGAGAAAAAUAUCGUUUACAAUCCUAUCUCCGUGUUGAAUGCGUUGAAGAAGUUCAAGUUCGAUUUGUACUGGGUGAAUAAGACUGCCAACGCCGAUGUCAUUGCGAAAAAAAUGAAUUCACUUUAUUAUUCCUUCGAUGAAUUGAAAAAUUACAGAUUGCAUCACAGUUUCGAUUUGAAUCCUAGAAAAAGAUAUAAUCCGAUAAUGCAGGAUGAAAUUCCGGUCCCAGAAAUGAUGCUACAAACGGGGUAUUUAAAACUCGUUUCUUAUACCUACCACCCCCACUCAGGAGACCUGGUAGUACUAAAUUACCCGAAUUGGGAAAUUGAAACCGGUUUGAACAGGUCGUUACAUCUUGCAGCAGCUUGUAAAAAUCCCUAGCGACGUGAUGUGUAAAAUGAACUAAGUAUUUUAUUUCUGUCUACCCCUGGUGUGCUUGAUUAUGGAGAACCCUUGGACACCCAGUCACAUCUGAAAGUACGCCGGAAAACUGAUUUCCAUUUUGGGAAUAGAGCUUACAAGGGAACCUCUUGAGGUGUCCGCCUCCGAUUUGAACGGAACCGAGAUUUUUCGAAAGAGCAUGGUCUAAAACCCCCAAAACCAAAUUUUCAGCUGCCCAACUUCAUAUCUUGAUACUUGGCGAACGUUUGAAAAUUCAAAAUUGACUGUUUUUGGUGAUUUAUCUACAUAUACUUUUUUCAAAAAAGUACGUACAUGAUCAGUAAAAAUGAUCAAAAUGAAUCCGAAAACUUAUAUUAAUUUUCCAAAUGCAAAUUUCGCCCAUUUCCAGCCAUUCUGGGGCCUCCCUUCAAUUUUUUGAUAUUUUUAUUAUGAAAAAGGCUGGUCAAAAAACCACUCUUGAAGUGUCCCCUCCAGAAUCGGCUCAAAUGUGGAUAAACUCGUUAAACAGGUCGAGCAUUACACACAACUCGAUUUUUAGCUGCCCAAGUUCAAAUCCACGCCUUCUGAAGCAAAUUGAAAAUUCUGGAGAAAUUGAAAAAUCGCGCUGGAGCCUCCAAAAUGUCUGGUAAUGGCGAAAUUCGCCCUCGUGGGGUUAGUUUAUGACAAAAUACUCCGAUUCGCGAAAAUGUCAAAAAUUUUCUCGCAAACGGGAAAUUUUUGAUUUUUUGAAUUUUUUAUUUUGAAAAACGGCUGGUCAAAAAACCACUCUUGAGGUGUCCCCCUCCAGAAUCGGCUCAAAUGUGGAUAAAUUCGUUGAACAGGUCGAGCAUAACACACAACUCGAUUUUCAGCUGCCCAACUUCAUAUUAACGUCUUCUGGAGCAAAUUAAGAAUUCUGGAGAUAUUGAAAAAUCGUGCUGGAGGCUCCACAAUGGCUGGAAAUGGCGAAAUUUGGAUUUGGAAAAUUAAUAUCAGUUUUAGGAUUUAUUUUGAUCAUUUUUACUGAUCAUGUACGUACUUUUUUGAAAAACGUAUAAAUCACCACAAAAACAUCGAGAUAUGAAGUCGGGCAGCUAAAAAUUUGGUUUUGGGAGUCUUAGACCAUACUCUUUCAAAAAAUCGUGGUCCAGUUCAAAUCGGAGGCGGACACCUCAAGAGGUUUCCUCGUUAGACAAAUACCCCCUCAAUCUCCUGUAUGCUCUCCUAACCCUUAAAACUACCUAUGCUGUAAAUUAAAAAUGUUCUUUUUUUGAA
This is a messenger RNA of Planococcus citri (citrus mealybug), 2820 nucleotides long. RefSeq lists its product as uncharacterized. Lineage: Eukaryota; Metazoa; Arthropoda; Insecta; Hemiptera; Pseudococcidae. The transcript has 2 exons. Bases 169 to 1545 code for a protein of 458 amino acids. The record is from RefSeq and is a predicted model, not a curated record.